This is a messenger RNA of Nothoprocta perdicaria, 456 nucleotides long. RefSeq names its product mal, T cell differentiation protein (gene MAL). Gene Ontology annotation, biological process: myelination. Lineage: Eukaryota; Metazoa; Chordata; Aves; Tinamiformes; Tinamidae. Gene Ontology annotation, cellular component: membrane. The record is from RefSeq and is a predicted model, not a curated record. Gene Ontology annotation, molecular function: structural constituent of myelin sheath. The transcript has 4 exons. Bases 1 to 456 code for a protein of 151 amino acids.
AUGUCCUCGGCCACCUCCACCGCCUCCUUGCCCAGCGGCCUGGCGGUGCUGACCACCUUCCCUGAUGUGCUCUUCAUCCCCGAAAUCAUCUUUGGGGGCCUCGUCUGGAUCCUCGUGGCCUCCACCACGGUCAUGGUUCCCAUGGCACAAGGCUGGAUAAUGUUCGUCUCGGUGUUCUGCUUCGUCAUGUCCAUCUCCCUCCUGUGCCUCUACCUUUGCGGGGUGCACGGCGGCAGCCGCUCCUGGGUCACCUUGGACGCCUUCUGCCAGGGCACCGCCGCGCUCUUCUACCUCAGCGCCGCUGUGCUUGAAGCCUACAUCACCUACAACUACAGUAACACCCUUCUAUACACCAUCUAUAAGGAGAACAUUGCUGCUGUGGUAUUUGCUUUCCUAGCCACGCUGAUGUAUGUGAUCCAUAAGGUGUACUCGCUGCUGCGAUGGAAGUCAUCCUGA